AACCCAAUUGAUUCACAUUAACAUCGCCAUCCGCUCCCCUCUUUACUUAUUCCCUCCCUUUUCUCUCACUUUGAUUAUUUUUUUUUAUUUUGUUUUAUACUCACUUGCCUCAAUCCUAUCACCGCCUUAUUAUGCCUCCUCACCGGCGGCGCCACCGUCACCACCACCAUCACAACCGUUUUCGUUUUGUUAUUCCGGCUAUCUCUGUACUCUCUGGCAUCAUACUCCUCCUCUUCGCUUUUAUUUCUUUUCUAGCUCCUCCUGCCACUGAUCACCGCCAGUUGCGGAAUGGUGCUAGUUAUGGUGAGAAAUUGCAAAGGUUUCGCACUCCGAACAAUGGCCAGUUAAGUGAUCGUGAUAUCUGGAACUCAAAGAUGUCCAAAUUCUAUUACGGAUGCAGUAAUGCCAGCAGUAACUUUGCAAAAGCUAAAGAAGUUACACAUGCUAAUCGGUACUUGUUGAUUGCGACCAGUGGUGGCUUAAACCAACAAAGAACGGGGAUUACAGAUGCUGUUGUUGCUGCUCGCAUAUUGAAUGCUACUCUUGUCGUUCCAAAGCUGGAUGAAAAUUCAUUUUGGAAGGAUUCUAGUAACUUCUCGCAGAUAUUUGAUGUUGACUGGUUCAUAUCUCAUCUAGCUAAUGAUGUCCAAAUCAUAAAAGAACUACCACUAAAGGGUGGGAAGACAUGGAUUCCGUACACUAUGCGUGUUCCAAGAAAGUGUAGCGACAAAUGCUAUGUGAAUCGUGUUCUACCUAAUCUUCUAAAGAAGCACGCUGUUCGACUUACCAAGUAUGACUACAGACUCUCAAAUAGGUUGGAGUCAGAUUUACAGAAGCUCAGAUGUAGAGUGAAUUACCAUGCCUUAAAGUUCACGGACCCUAUUAAUGAAAUGGGUGAAAAGUUGGUAUUCCAUAUGAGGUCUAUGGGCAAGCAGUAUAUUGCGCUGCACCUGAGGUUUGAACCUGAUAUGCUUGCAUUCUCAGGAUGCUACUAUGGCGGAGGAGAAAGGGAGAGAAAUGAACUGGGUAAAUUACGAAGAAGGUGGAAAACAUUGCAUAAUAGCAACCCAGAAAAAGUAAGAAGGCAAGGGAGAUGCCCACUUACUCCUGAAGAAGUAGGUCUGAUGUUAAGAGCACUGGGCUAUGGUAAAGAUGUCCACAUAUAUGUGGCUUCAGGUGAAGUAUAUCGAGGAGAAGAAACAUUGGCUCCCUUAAAGGCACUUUUUCCAAAUUUUUAUUCAAAAGAGACAAUAGCCAGCAAGAAAGAGAUGGAACCAUUUACUGGAUUUUCCUCUCGCAUGGCUGCACUGGAUUACAUUGUAUGUGAUAGCAGCAAUGUAUUUGUUACCAACAAUAAUGGUAAUAUGGCAAAAAUUUUAGCUGGAAGGAGGCGAUAUUUCGGGCAUAAACGUACUAUUCGUCCAAAUGGAAAAAAACUCUACAGGUUGUUUUUGAACCGUGAGAACAUGACUUGGGAUGAAUUUGCCUCUGGAAUUCGUAAGCAUCAGAAGGGAUUUAUGGGCGAACCUAAGGAAGUGAGGCCAGGCAGGGGUGAGUUUCAUGAAAACCCUUCUGCCUGCAUAUGUGAAGAUUCAAAGGCCAAAGCAGUGGCGGAGUCAAAUCUGCGAAAAUUUGGCAUGGGAAAGAGCACAACAAAGGCAGAUGUGAGUGCCACGGUUGAUGGCCAAAGUAAUGACAAUGAGCCAGAACUUUCUGAGGAGGAGGAGGAGGAAGAUGACAUGAGUAGCUCCCAAGAUAUGAAUAGCUCCCAAGAUAAUACUGAGUUCAAUGGAACAAGUACUGAUUCUGAUGCUUCCACAUCCGAAGAACCUGAGUUGGAAGAGUUGCUUUCAGAUUGAUCACUGCAACCUUUUCUCUAAGAAUUCAAGGACUCUUAAGGUAACGAUUUAGAGUAAUUUUUUUGGGAUGAUUGUUUUGUGCUGCUGGAUGAGUCUGUGAACAUGUCAAAGUUGUUGAGGAUUAAGGAAUUCAAGAAUUGAAUUUCUUGGCGAGAGUACAAUGUGAUCUGGGAAGCUAUUCCUUCCUAUUUCUCAGCAUGAAAAUUUUGGUUCAUUCCCAGACAUUUGUCUAUGCUUGGAGUUUGAGGUGCCUUUGUAGCAGAAUUGUACAGAAGUUUGUAGGAGAAAUUCACAGAAACAUGAUAGAAGAUCAGGUAAAUUAGUGAGUCCUUGAUAAAAAUUGGGAGUUGGUUUUCUGAGGCUCCAGACAGUGAGAAGUAAGCUGGUAACUAAAUUGCUAGUGGUUGGUUUCAAAUAUUUUUUCUCGGUCCUCUCUCUGUUGGUUGGAUAAUGGAAUCCUCAUGUGGCUGUCUUGCAAAGUUGGUGACAAAUAUCAUGCAACUCUUGAUAACAUCAAUCUGAUACAACUAUACAUUUUUGUCUAGCUGAAAUCAAAUUAAAUAGUUUCUUGUUUUAUUUUCCCUUUUUAUAUGAUUUUUUUUACAAGUUCAAUGUUCAUGAAUGCAAGUUGAAACA
Daucus carota subsp. sativus is the source of this 2495-nucleotide messenger RNA. Its product is annotated as O-fucosyltransferase 16. The coding region runs from base 132 to 1859 and encodes 575 amino acids. The transcript is spliced from 10 exons. NCBI's taxonomy places the organism in Eukaryota, Viridiplantae, Streptophyta, Magnoliopsida, Apiales, Apiaceae. The record is from RefSeq and is a predicted model, not a curated record.